UGGGGUGACUUUGGGCACUGACUCAGCCUGUCCCAGCCUCAGUUUUCCAUUAGUCAAAUGGGAAUAAUAACAGAGCUCACCUCGUAGGGGCUGUUGGGAAGAUUAAAAUGGGUUAAUUAACACCAGGAAAAGCGCUUUCUUGUGCCGGGCGCGGUGAACGUUAACUGGGGGUCAUUGUGACGGUGGGGGAGGGGGAACUCAGUUUCUCCAUCUCCUAAAUGGGUGCGCGUGCCGAGUGGGCCCCGGGGGCUCCACGCGGCCGAUGUGCAGGUGGGGAAGGGAGCCCAGCUCGCGGAAGGGCUUCCCGGGGCCGGUCGGGGCCGCUGGACCCAGUCCUGGCGCCGCGCCGACUGCCAGCGCGCCCGGGCUCGGUUCUCCGCCGCCUGCCUUCCGUUCUCCCCUUUCGGGUAACACCUGGGUUGGCGGGUUCACCUGCUCGCAGCCGGCCGCCGGAAGUUGCGCAAACGCGUGUUACCUGAGCCCCAGAUGGGCUGGGCGCAGGAGCGCAGUGCAGCGGCGCGGGCGCAGCCAGCCGGUGCCGGUGUCCAGCUGCCAACUUUCUGUCUGGAUCUGGCUCCUCAUUUCUCAGGUCUCCUCGGACCGAAGCCCUCGGAAGGUAUGUGACGGCCAUGCCUGUGGACACGCUGACUCCCGGAGCCCGGGACGCCCCCGCCCCACCUUUCCGCCUGCGGACCAAGGUUCCCGGCUACCUGCUACGGCGGCCAGCAGACGGUGGAGUCCGGAAACCUAGUGCCGUGGAGCGCCUGGAGGCCGACAAGGCCAAGUAUGUCAAGAGCCUGCAUGUGGCCAACACGCGUCAGGAACCUGUGCAGCCCCUACUGUCCAAACAGCCACUCUUCAGCCCCGGGACUCGCCGCACAGUGCUUACACCUAGCCGCCGAGCCCUGCCUGGCCCUGGCCGCCGGCCCCAGCUGGACCUGGACAUCCUUAGCAGCCUCAUAAACUUGUGUGAUAGUCCCGUGACCCCUGCCGAGGCCAGCCGUACCCCCGGACGGGCAGAGGGGGCCCGCCACGCGCCUGUGGCCACCCCGCCACGUCCGCCGCCCAGUACGGCUGCGGUCCGCCGAGUGGAUGUCCGUCCGCUGCCGGCCUCACCUGCCCGGCCCUGCCCAUCGCCAGGCACUCCUGCCGCCUCCAGCCCAGCUCGGCCCCCAGGUUUGCAACGCUCCAAGUCGGACCUGAGUGAGCGCUUCUCGAGGGCAGCAGCUGACCUUGAGCGAUUUUUUAACUUCUGCGGCCUGGACCCUGAGGAGGCACGGGGUUUGGGUGUGGCCCACCUGGCCCGGGCCAGCUCGGACAUCGUGUCCCUGGCCGGGCCCAGCGCUGGGCCGGGCAGCUCCGAGGAGGGCUGCUCCCGCCGCAGCUCCGCCACCGUGGAGGAGCGCGCCCGCGAGCGCGUCCCCUACGGCGUGUCGGUGGUAGAGCGCAACGCCCGCGUGAUCAAGUGGCUGUACGGGUUGCGGCAAGCGCGGGAGACCCCAGCGGCUGAGGGCUAGGACUCCGCUGGACGGGCUUUGGCCACAGGACAGAUCUUAGAGAGGCCUUGGCUCCUUGACCUCUCCUGCAUGCAUUACAUGCUUUCGGGCAGACCAGAGGCUGCUGCCUUGUGUGAACUGGGGUGGAGGUAAAGCUCAGAGGCUGGACCAGCAUCCACCUGGCAAGGACUGACCAUGGAGAGUUGCCUCUUGCAUUUGGACCACCCCCUACCCCUCAUGUGUAGGGUUUUUGAUGAGUGUACCCUUGCUUGGUCCCUUUCUGGGUUUGGAUUUGGGCCACUUAGCCCUCCCCACUACGAGUGAGGGGCCAAGAGAUCUCGCCAGGCCUGUCUGCUCAGCAGUUCUGUUUCCUUCUUCCUUCCUUGGCCUCUGUCCUUUGCUGACUUCCUCUUCCUUACCCAGUGGGCCCUGGUUCCCUGGGAACUCACCCUGUUGUGGGGGCAGGGAGAAGUGGCCUGUCCCCUGUUCUUUUCUGGCCUUUGCAGCCUGGCCUAGGUGGGUAGACUUCUGGAGGGACUGGUUAGUAGUCUCUGCUGCUCUGACUUCUCUCCUCUUGGUUAAUAAACACAAAUGCUUGUUUUUCAAGG
This is a messenger RNA of Equus caballus (horse), 2104 nucleotides long. RefSeq names its product family with sequence similarity 110 member A (gene FAM110A). The record is from RefSeq and is a predicted model, not a curated record. Lineage: Eukaryota; Metazoa; Chordata; Mammalia; Perissodactyla; Equidae.